Messenger RNA from Lingula anatina, 2657 nucleotides. RefSeq lists its product as uncharacterized. The record is from RefSeq and is a predicted model, not a curated record. Lineage: Eukaryota; Metazoa; Brachiopoda; Lingulata; Lingulida; Lingulidae.
GAUUUUUUUCGUCAUAAUCCAAACAGGUUCAGUUCGUGCCUUGUCAAAUAAGGGAAGUACAUUUGCCCUUGCGAGACCUCUAAUGCAAGAUGUCGGAUACAAGGAGCGACAGUAAUGUCGAUCUUGUGACGAGAACCAACCAGUUGGAAGUCCCUCGGUUGCUGACAAUAACAAUAGUGAUAUCUGGAAUGAUUGCGAUAGUUGCGCUCAUCAUCUCAGCCGUCGCAAUCUCCAAACCCGCCAGCUCUGACAUUACAGUCCAGGGUACAACGACAAAUAUUCAGCAAACUCAGCCUGCAGUUGCAGCCAGUACCUAUGACGCCAGCCGGUAUCAGUCCUCCAACAAAAAGAGGAUUUACACAAUUGCCGUGGGAUUCGGAUCUGGGGGUUUUGAAUAUUAUGACGCCAGUGGAUUUAAAGUUGGUUUUUUUCAUGAUGUAAUAGACGCAGUGUGCCUGGAGGCGAAUAUGGAUUGUAGGACGGUCACGGAGCCAUACACCAACUGUGUGAUCUCGGAGAGAGGACAGCCGCAGCGAGGGGGGAUAGGACUUAUGUCGGGUUGGUACGACGCCUGCACCGGAUGGCUGGCCACUCGUCAACGAAAGCAGUUCUCCGCAUUUUCCAAGCCGUUUCUGAAACCACCCGAAGCCUAUUUCUACGCGCUUUCUGGAUUUAAUACACUGGAUAUCACUGGGAAGAAAGUUGGACUGGUAAGCGGUUGGUUCACUAACGAAGCCUGCCUAGCCGGACUGGACCAGGUGACUGGCAGAGACGUCCCGCACGGCAACGUUUUCCAUGCACAGACGCCCGCCGAGCUCUUGGCUAUGAUCCAGAACAGAACUGUAGACGUGGGUUUUACAACAGCGUCAGUUAUGACCGACAGAAUCUCUGGCACUAAUGUCCAACAAUACCCAACGGACCCCAUCUUCUGUAAGAAUGUCGGAGAACAAGGAAUGAUGACCCGUAAAGACAAUGAUUUUAACUCCAAAUGGAAUGAAGGGUUUGAGAAACUAGUUUCUUCAGGUCGCUUCAAACGGCUAUGUGAUGAAGCACAAACCAAGCACGGUGGACGAGGUAAAAUCAACUGUGUGGAUGCCUAAACCACAGAACAAGGCGUCCGUAACCUUGACAUUGAUGAAUUAUUCGUAGAACAAGGCAUCCGUAACUUUCACCUUUAUGGAAUAAACACAUAACUAAGCAUCCAGAACCUCGACCAAGAUGGAUAAACCACAAUGCGCCUGACAUUCACCUGGGUGGUUGAUCAACUCAAGGCAUUCGUAACUUUCGCUUUAUAUAUGUGUGUGUGUGUGUGUGUGUGUGUGUGUGUGAACUUCAGUGUUUAUUACCGGUAUUCGUAACAUUCACUUUUUUGUUUUAUAUCUGAACUAUUUGCUUGUAUUUCUAUUUUUAGUUAUCAAAUAGUUUAUAUGAUGUACCUUUGUAUGAAUUCCACUCAUUUUUAUCGGGGCACUACCGAAAGAAAACAAAUAUGUAGUGUAAUUUAUAUCUAACACACAGUUAAAGUAAAAUCUUUUUUAUUUUCAUGCACCUCGUGUUGAACGAAGGGUAAUUUUAGUAACGUGGUCAUGUAUAACAAAAGCCCGUGAUUCGGCAUCACAUGGUAACACUUCACAAACAUAUAACUCUGUUUUGAUUAUAGUAGCUAACUGAUUUUGUACUAACGUACGCAGUUGCGCAUCAUCACACUUUGACUGCUAAUUUGAACAGAACUCGUUCUUCACGCAGAGACCCCUUUGUUCACGUUCAAACCGCAACAUUUGCAGGACCAUAAGCUACGAGGGGUUGUGGGAAUUGGCAGUGGCGUUUUUUCUUACCCUUAGCCAGUGAUAGCCUUGUCCUUUCUCUCAGUCCAGAGAGACCCGCGCGGACGACUUUUACUUUCCCUCCAGCCAACGUCUAGAAGAAAACUUCAGACGGUACAAACAACCUGCUAGAAUUUUAUUUCUAUAUUAUUAUUGUUAUUGUUAAUGUUUGUUUCACCGAUGUAAAGAAUAAAUUGAUGUUUAACGCCUCAGAAAAUUAAAAAAAACUCUUUAAUGUUUUUAAUUACUCAAUAAAUAGCUUGGGGCUACUUUCAUGGUGUUGCCGUUUAUUAUUAUUUUUUAAUUGAAAAACCUUCGUUACAUUGCACUGUGCGGCACAGGUCAUAAGUUUUAGAUAUUUGAUGGUUUAUUGCAUUAUUUGAACCAUUAAUAUAAUCUUCAAUUCAGUAUCAUCCAUUAUUAGGAAGACAAUAUUGAAACAGGACACAGUUAAAUGAUUUGCACAAAACAUGGUAAAAUAGAUUCUCUUGGAAAGUAAAUUGCAAACCCUUCGUUACCAGUCAUACUGAAAAAAUAUACUUGAUGUUGAGGACAAAAUGUGUGAGUGAAGUAAACCUGCAUCUCGUUUUACCCCUUUGGCAAAGUCUAAUUUUUGUUAUUAUCAACAACGUGUGGAUAGUACCUAAAGGGUUGUUAAUUUUAUAACCUAAAUAGGCUAAAACCUUCGUUACUGAAUACGAAAAUUCCCCAUACUCACAAGGCAUGAAUUUAUAAUUUUCAGUGAUGUACACAAAAAGCCAGAUUUAUCACUUCCUGUCACCAGAGAUUUAGAAAAAGUAGAAUUCGCGAAUUUAUCUUUAACGUCAUUUUUCA